This is a messenger RNA of Diatraea saccharalis (sugarcane borer), 1675 nucleotides long. The record is from the annotation of a GenBank genome assembly. NCBI's taxonomy places the organism in Eukaryota, Metazoa, Arthropoda, Insecta, Lepidoptera, Crambidae.
AUCUGCAAAAUUGAAGGUAUCACAAUAAUCAGAACCGAGAAAUUAUAGAAACGUUUCUUUUAGAAAAUGGUCUUUUCUAUAUUGAUCCGACCGAGAAUAGAACCUGGGACCUCGGAGAUCUAGAGUCCAUAUUGAUAUUGUUAUUCAUAGAGUAUUUAUAACAGUCUUCAUAGAAUGUUUUUCUUAUUUUUAACAGUGCGUCAAUGCAAAACUUUAAAUCGAUUAAAGUCUUAAUUUUUGGCAAUCAAGUUCAAAAUCGACUGCGGAAAUAAGAUAUAGUGUGGUUACUUUAUUUGUUACUGAGGAUGUUUUAUCAGUAUUUUUAUAUGUUUUCACAGUAAACCGUCUCAGGCUAGCGAGUUGUCAAACGAAGCAACUCCCGCCUCAGCCAGUGCCGUGUACAAUGCCAACACGGCACCAUUAACCAUGUAUGUGGUACGUGUACAAGACGAUAGUCCCAACACUGCAGCCGUGUCAUUGGGAGAAGCGCUCGAACUACGCAUAGAGACUACAGGCAUGUAUACUCAACACAUUUUUGUAUUAUGUUUAUUUACAGUUUAUACAAUAGCAAAAAAAAUUAAAAUUGAAGGAUAAAACCUCUUACAUAUCAACACAAAUUGCAUGAUGUCAAUAUAUGAAAUGCAAAAUGUUCAUUCAUUUUCCAUUUCAUAAAUUAAAAUUACUCGCUAUUCAAUUGUUUCUUGGAACAGAUUUCCUAAUAAUUCCUAUAGUCAUGUUGACAGUUUUUGUGUCCGUUUCAGAUAACAAUGAAAUUGAAGCUUAUCAUCUCGUAGCUUCAUCACGGCUCGGGGACAGCUCCGUUCUUUUAUUGGAUAGUCGAGGUUGUCCUACAGGGCAGGUUGACUUCCCAUCCUUCAGCAGGACUCGGCUAGGAGGAACGCAGAGGCUUUCUGCUCGCUUCAAAGCAUUUCGCUUUCCAACUUCACACGUGGUUCGGUUCGCGAUAAUGGUUAGAUUUUGCGAAGGCAAAUGUGCACAAGUAAGACCAUACCCUAUUAUAAAUUGAUAUAUAUAUAUAUAUUUUAAGAUUCUUCAGAGUGGCAGCAAUUUCUUCUUACAGAUUAAUUGCGCUACUCACCAAUCAAUGAGAACAGCUAGAGAUACCAAUGAUACAUCCUAUCAGUUAGAUGAUAAUGGCAUUGAAGCUACAGUUAGAGAAGAGAGCUGGCAGUAUAAUAGACUCAAUAGUGCUCCCAGUGGCGUGGUUGCUCAAGGUGGUGCCCCCUUGUGUGGUGCAUCGGAUGGGCAAGUUCCGUUAGAAGUCGAAAUGGUAGUGGGAUCUGGGGAUGUGCUCUCAGCAGACACUUUGAUCCAUGCUGAUCAUCAAGCUAUUAUACGUAAGUUUAAUGCAUAUUUUCGUUUCAUUAAUUAAGUAAAACUAAGUAAAAAUUUCUGAACGCACACUGUCUUACAUAUACGAACAGUUUGUACUGGGAAAAUGCAAUAUAUGCUUAAACUGUUUCUUUGUAUUUCUGCAUAUUUUCCCAUCUUGAACUUUUGCAAAAACUUUAAAACUAAAGUUAGCUAAAUAGGUGGACCUAUUUAGCUAACUUUGGUUGGAGAACGAUGCUCUUUUUGGAAACUUUAAUGAGAUAACAAAGACAUUUUAAUGAGAUAGCAUUUUAUUUAUCUUCUACACACUCCUAUUAAGUCA